Messenger RNA from Daktulosphaira vitifoliae (grape phylloxera), 4529 nucleotides. RefSeq names its product copper-transporting ATPase 1 (gene ATP7). NCBI's taxonomy places the organism in Eukaryota, Metazoa, Arthropoda, Insecta, Hemiptera, Phylloxeridae. Gene Ontology annotation, molecular function: ATP hydrolysis activity; copper ion binding; ATP binding. Bases 180 to 4031 code for a protein of 1283 amino acids. The transcript is spliced from 22 exons. The record is from RefSeq and is a predicted model, not a curated record. Gene Ontology annotation, biological process: copper ion homeostasis; monoatomic cation transport. Gene Ontology annotation, cellular component: membrane.
AAAAUAAAUAUGUGAGAUAACUACACAGAUUUUACUAUAUUAAAUAAAUACUUGUGUCAAGUUAGAAUAAGAUCAUUGACUUUUGUUAUUUGACCAACAUCUCUAUGUGUAUUAAAAAGUGUAAAUGUGAUCAAAUACAAUAUCCAAUUAACAAUAAAUUAUAAAUAAAAUUCUCAUAUAUGGCGGAUCCACCUGUAACUAUGCAAUCUAAUGACUCAUUUGAACUUCAUUCUACAAAAUCAAUAAAUAAAAAUGAAUUUUUAUCAUCUAACAACAAAUCAAUCAAAUCAACCCAAGAUGAAAAUCAUCAAUUAUUAAUUUUAACUGUACACUCAAAAGUAUCCGAAAUUAAUAAUGUAGUUCAAAAUGUUCCAGAUGUGAUAAAAAGUUUUGUCAUCAGUGAUAAAUAUUUACUUAUAACUUACAACAGAAAAUUGACUAAUUCAUUAAAAAUUAUUGAAUCUAUAAAAAAGAUGGGGUUUUUAGUGUCUUUUGAACCGGAAAAACAAACAGUAGCCAUCAUACCAAUAGAAGGCAUGAAAUGUAACUCUUGUGUUCGUAAAAUUGAAAAUCAUGUUUUAGAAAAAAAUGGUGUUAUUAAUAUUAAAGUCAACCUUGAAGAAAAAUGUGCUCAUAUUUUGUAUGAUUUAAAUACAGUUACGGUUUUUGAAUUACAAUCAUUUAUAUCUGAACUAGGAUUCACUGUACCAAUUCAUCCUACAACAACAAUAGUACAAAUUAAUGGGAUGUCAUGCAUGAGCUGUGUGAGAAAUAUUGAAGGUAAAAUUGGAGUAUUAAAUGGAGUUAACUCAAUAUCUGUCAGUUUAGAACAGAAAUCAGCUACUAUUACUCAUCACCCUGCUGUUAUUAGUGCAUCUGAUUUAGUAGCUGCUAUUACAACUAUAAACUCAAAAUUUAAAGUUUCAUUAAAAGAUCAAAAAAUAGAUGAACCAAAUAAUUUGUAUAUUACAUGUAUACCUGAAGAUGAAUAUAGUAAAGCAUAUUUAAGUAUUAAAGGCAUGACAUGUGCGUCUUGUGUCAUCGCAAUUGAGAAACAUUGUCUAAAAAUUAAAGGUGUUAAAAGUAUAUUAGUUGCAUUAAUGGCAGCUAAAGCUGAAGUACAAUACGAUCCUUCUAUAGUUCAACCUGAAGAAGUUGCUAACUCAAUUACAGAUUUAGGAUUUCCUAGUGAUGUUAUAAUAGAGAAUAGUUCUCAAACUAAUCAAACCGAAUUAAUAAUUGGUGGUAUGACAUGUGCCUCCUGUGUGAACAAAAUUGAGACUAACGUGUUAAAGCUAAAAGGCGUACAUAAAGCAGUUGUGGCACUUACUACACAAAAAGGAAUAUUUACUUAUGACAGUGAUUUAAUUGGCCCAAGAGAUAUAAUAGAUCAUAUUAUUGCUCUUGGUUUUACUGCUGAAUUAGUAAAUAAUAAAGACCGAGGUUCUCGUAGUUACUUGGAUCACAGUGAUGACAUAAAAAUAUGGCGCACUUCAUUCUUAGUUUCUCUUAUAUUUGGUGGACCUUGUAUUGUAGCAAUGACAUAUUUUAUGAUGGGUAUGACAUUUGGGUUUAUAGAUCAUUCCUCAAUGUGUUGUGUUAUACCAGGACUUUCUUUAGAAAAUUUAAUAAUGUUUAUUUUAUCUACUCCUGUUCAGUUUAUUGGAGGUUGGCAUUUUCAUGUUCAAGCUUGGAAAGCUAUACGUCAUGGCACUACCAACAUGGAUGUUCUUGUAUCAGUAGCAACUACAAUUUCUUAUGUUUAUUCAUUUAUUGUUGUGCUUAUUGCAAUCACUGAAAGUCCCGCUAAACAUUCCAGUCCAUUAACAUUUUUUGAUACGCCACCUAUGUUGUUUGUUUUUAUUUCAUUAGGUCGGUGGAUGGAGCACAUAGCUAAGGGUAAAACAUCAGAAGCUCUUUCCAAACUAUUAUCAUUAAAAGCUACUGAUGCAUUACUUGUGACUAUUACAAAUGAUUUUCAAGUUUUAACUGAAAAGGAAGUUAAUGUAGAUCUUGUAAAACGUGGAGAUAUACUUCGAGUAUUACCUAACACUAAAGUACCAGUUGAUGGUAAAGUUUUACAUGGCCGUUCUUCUUGUGAUGAAUCUUUAAUAACUGGAGAGUCUAUGCCAGUAAAUAAAAAACCUGGUAGUUUAAUUAUUGGUGGUUCAAUGAAUCAAACUUCUCCUUUAUUAAUGGUUGCCACUCAUACAGGAGAAGCUACUAUGUUGGCUCAAAUUGUUAGACUUGUUGAACAAGCACAAACAUCAAAAGCACCUAUACAACAAUUUGCAGAUAAAAUUGCUGGCUAUUUUGUUCCUGCUGUUAUUGCCAUUUCAUCUAUUACCUUAGGAUCAUGGCUUUAUGUUGGUCUUUACCACCAAAAAUAUUUACCAAUUCCUGAUGAAGAUAAAUUUGGACCAGAUAGUUGGGAAAAUGCUAUUCAGUAUUCAUUUAGAUGUGCAUUAAGUGUUUUAGCAAUUGCUUGUCCCUGUGCACUUGGUUUAGCAACACCUACUGCUGUAAUGGUUGGUACUGGUGUUGGUGCAUUAAAUGGUAUAUUAAUAAAAGGAGCUGAAGCACUAGAAAAUGCUCAUAAAGUAAAGUAUAUUGUAUUUGACAAAACAGGUACAAUAACAUAUGGUAAACCAUCAGUUUCAAGAAUUUGUUUAUUUGUUGGUAACAAAAUAUGUUCUUUGAAUCAUUUUUUGUCUGUAAUUGCUAGCGCUGAAGUUAGUAGUGAACAUCCAUUAGGUUCUGCUCUAGUUAAAUUCGUAAAAGACACUUUCGAUUGUGAAAUAUCAGGGAAAUGUGAGCGAUUUCAAACUGUUGCUGGUUGUGGUAUAAAAUGUGUAGUUUCUCAUAUAGACGAUCUGUUAAAAAUGGGUUCAAAGUCAAAUUUCAUAAUGAAUUUUAAUAACUACAUGAGUGGAUUUAAUCAGUCAGUAUUUGAGUAUAAUAAUAUUAAAGUAGAAAUAGAAGAAGGUAAACCUGGAACUGAAGUACAAUCAAUUCAUUUACAUAAAUUAUUAGACUUAAAUGAAGACAUAAAACAGAAUGAAAUAGAAUAUGAGGUAUUAAUUGGAAAUCGCGAAUGGAUGUUUAGAAAUGGCAUAACCAUGCCCCAAGAAGUUAAUUUUAAAAUGAUCACAGAAGAAACCCUUGGACAUACUGCAAUAUUAUGUGCCAUUAAUGGUAUUUUGGUUGGAAUGAUCAGUGUUUCUGAUAUGGUGAAACCAGAAGCUCAUUUAGCAGUUUAUACUUUAUUGAAACAAGGUUAUCAAGUGAUGCUCUUAACAGGAGAUAAUAGAAAAACAGCUAGUGCUGUUGCUAAACAAGUGGGUAUUAAUAGAGUAUUUGCAGAAGUUUUACCAUCACAUAAAGUUGCUAAGAUUCGGGCUUUACAAGAGAAAGGCAUGCGGGUAGCUAUGGUAGGUGAUGGUGUAAAUGAUUCACCUGCUUUAGCGCAAGCUGAUGUUGGUAUUGCCAUAUCAUCGGGUACUGAUGUAGCUGUUGAAGCAGCCGAUGUUGUUUUAAUGAGGAAUGAUCUUUUAGAUGUUGUCAGUUGUUUGGAUUUAUCUAAUAGAACUGUUCAUAGAAUACGGUUAAAUUUCUUAUUUGCCAGUAUGUAUAACUUAAUUGGCAUACCUAUUGCUGCUGGUUUAUUUAGUCCUUUUGGUUUUACAUUACAACCUUGGAUGGCUGCUGCUGCAAUGGCUUUAAGUUCAGUAUCUGUUGUAGGAUCAUCACUUCUCCUCAAAAUCUAUAAGAAACCUACUAUGGUCUCUUUAACUACAUCUGAUUAUCUUUCAAGAUCACAAGGGGAAUUAGACACCGUUUCUAUACACAGAGGAUUAGAUGAUAUAGAACCAUCAACUAUGAUAAGAUCAUCAAAUUCUUCAACUUUAUCUAAGCUGUUAAUGGGAAAAACAACAGCAUCCGAAGCUGAAAAUAGACUUCUAAGUUCUUAUGAUGAUAUGGAAGAACUUGGUAUACAUUAUGUUGAUAAAACAAAAAGCAUUAAUACUUAAGAAAAUUUUCAAACAAAUUUAUUAUUGACAUUUAAGAAGUUAUCUUAAUUAUUUUUUACUAUAUAUUAAUAUUCUACUUUGUUAAAUGUAUACAGUUGAAGAAUAUUUUAUUUAGUUUUACAUAGUUUUUUUUCAAAUGUUAAUUUUAAUUAACAUUGGUUUUAAACCAUUAAAAUAUGUUAAUUGUUUUUUUUUUUAUAAAUUAUUGUAAAUAUUCCAUUACUCUACAAAUUUGAAUUUUAAACUAAUGAAUUACAUUGAAAUGUAUACUUAUAUUAUUAUUUAAAAUUAAGCAUUUAAUAUUGUUAUAUAUAACUUAAAUGUAUUUUUAAAAAGUUAAUAAACAUUUGUUACUUAAAUGUUCACUUUUUUUUAACUAUCUUACAUUUAAAUGUAAGACAGUUUGAGAAGAGUAACUAAGAAAAAGAACUAGUGAUGGAAAUAUCGAAUAGUAACUAUCGAACUAUUUGAUAGUCAUUCUUAAACUAUUCGAAUAGU